CAGAAAUUAAAUAAAUGAGAAUAAUAAUAAUUUUUCGAAAAGAAACUUUCUAACAUGAUUGUAAAAAAAAUUGUGCUUCGCGUAGAGUGACACCUCGUGUUAAUGCAGUCAUACAUUGCGAUUAGCUGAUGGAUGGACGAGAGAAGAAAAUAUAUUCUGCAUAAAAUACAAAAUGGAAGAAGAGAAGACAAAAGACCGAUAGAGAAAAAUCCCGUGCAUCGUAUUUCCGUCGAAACAUUUUCAUUUCAUCAGAUACAAAUAUUUUCCAAAAUAUUAUAUCCUUGGCCAUGUCCAAUAAAUCCAAAUUAACACGUUGCGAAAUAUGAUACGAAUAAUACAAAAAUUGUAACGAAACGAUGCAUAGAAUGUGUGUGUAUUUCAAUAUUUUUCCAUCUUUUUUUUUUCAAAUUCCUUUUUUACACGAGAUAAAAAAAAUUUAAGGAAUCAACACGAUUUUGUCAUCAUGGAAUAACUUCAAUAUUCACGAAGAACAUUGUAUUAAAAAAAUACCGAGACGUAGAUACCGAGCUUUAAUGCGAAAGACGAAGAAACUUGUCUCGUCAUUGUUCAUCGUGGUGUAAAGCCGCGUGCCACAACACGAGGACGAAACUUAAUUCUUGUCAUCGUUCGGGAGCGACAUUUCUGUUGGUGACAUCGUAAGGGUAGUGUCGAGCAACGUUGUUCAGGCAUUCUUUAACAGGUUUUGAAUCUUUCUCGGAAACUUUUCAGUUAGCUCUGUCGGAAAAGGACUCUCCCCGAAGUUCGUCAAGCUGGAACGAGGGCAUUACCGGUAAUAAUUUGAGUUAGUAGCAGUGAAAUCUUGUUACUUUGCUUUUCCACCACUGUGAAUCCUGAGAAGAAACUACGAUACGAUCGUCGAGUAACGUGCCAAACUGUCGUCGCAAAAGUGAUUGAUUCUCAUGGCAGCACGGAAACUUGCAGCCCUCUUCACCGCAGUUCUGCAUCUUUGCUUAUGUCAAAUAACUCCAGAACCAUUGCCAGAAUUUUUAGCUCCUUUGGAGAAUCACACGGUGAUCCAGGGCCGUGACAUCUUCUUCACUUGUGUCGUGAAUAAUCUACAUUCGUACAAGGUGGCUUGGAUGAAGUCAGAUUCUCGUGCAAUUUUGGCAAUACAUACACAUUUAAUAGCACAUAAUCCAAGACUCUCGGUUACGCAUAAUGGACAUAACACGUGGAAAUUGCACGUAUCGAAUGUUCAGAAAAAUGAUUCCGGUGCUUACAUGUGCCAAAUCAACACGGAACCUAUGCGAAGUCAGAACGGAUACGUGGAAGUGGUGAUACCACCGGAUAUAAUAGACGAUAAAUCUGCCGAAGGUAUGGUAACUCACGAAGGUGGUGAAAUAAAGUUAAAAUGCGUUGCAACCGGUUCACCGGAACCUACCGUCACAUGGAAACGAGAAGAUGGACGGAAUAUCAUUCUUCGAGAAGAUGGACAGAAGCAAUCGUUAAAAUCUUACGAAGGUGAAACUUUAGAAUUAACUGGAGUUCUUCGACAAGAAAUGGGCACGUAUCUUUGCAUAGCUAGCAACAAUGUACCUCCAACAGUCAGCAAACGUUACUCUGUACAAGUUCAUUUUUCACCUGUUAUAAAAGUAACAAAUCAAUUAGUAGCAGCUCCAGUCAACAGUGAUGUUGUUCUUCAAUGCCAUGUUGAAGCUUCCCCACAAGCAUUGAAUACUUGGCAUCAAAAUACAGGUGAAAAACUACUGCCCAGUGAAAAAUAUACAAUGUCGGAAUAUGCAUUGAACGAGUAUUCUUGGCAAAUGAACCUUACAGUUAACUCUUUGGAGAAAAAAGAUUUUGGAGAGUAUGUUUGCUCAUCUGUAAAUGCUCUUGGAAAAGCUGAUGGGAUUGUUCGUUUGCAAGAAUUACAUCUUGUUGCGAAAACAACUCCUGGCCCUUUCUUAAAAAUAACCGAUCUGAAACCUCGGAAGAAACUUAUAUCGAAAGGGAAGAAAAAGAGUAGUAAUAACAAUGGAAGGAGGAUGCAUAUAGGAGGUUUCGAAGAUUUUGACUCUCAUGGACACGAUGAAGAUCUUGGUACUACGCAAAUUAUGGCUGGUAGUACGCUUCAAGAAGGCCAUAGAACAGAAAGGCCAUUGGUAUCGCCAUCGCUACCUCCACCAUGGUUAAAUAUUAACACUGCCAAUUCGAGGCAUCGUUUGGAACAGAUCACGCUAUUUUUAUUAAUCUUAAGUAUGAUAUUUAUACUUUAAAAUAAAUACGUUAUUGAGAGAGAGAAAAAUAUAACAACGAAAUUAAUAUUGACAAAGAGUUAAAACGACUCGGGAAUAAGAUAGGAAAUAAUAAUUAUAUUUGAUUAAUUUCUAUAUAACUAGAAGAAUUUUUUUUAUAUUAAAAUGUAAGAAAUGUAUCGUUUUUACGACUGUGAUAAAGACGAACGAUUUAUAAUAAUUUAUAUUUAUUUAUGUAUAUUUAUUUGCGAUUAUUGGGGACAAAUUUAGAAUUCGUGUAUACAAUUUGAGAAUCUCUUAUAAUUAUAAUUUUAUUAUUUUUAUUAAAUCCUUAAUAAUUCUUCUUUGCCAAAUCAUUAUCUUAAGAACGAUAAUAUAUAGUAAUAGAAAGAGCAAAGUUUAACAUAUCUCAAUAAGUUAAACUUAUAAGCUUUAAAAUGUUCCCGAUCGUUUAAGAAAAGUCAUUGAUUAAAUGAUAGUAAUUAAUUGCUUUAUAAAAGUGAUUAGUCACCAACGUUUACAAUAAAAUUAAAGUUUAGAAAGGACAGUCAAUGAAGAUUUAAUUCUUAUGGAGACAAAAAAAAAUAUAGGUCUUCCCUUCAUUUGACGAAACAAAGAUGAAUAUAUAUAUAUAUAUAUACAUAUUUAUAUAUACAUUUAGAUUUAAUGAGAUGCGGCGCGACCAACAUGACAAGGUUUCUCUUAACGAUGUAAAUAUUUACAUGAAUAGUCUAUGAAUUUAAAUUGACACACUAAGUAUUAGAUUUCAAUUACGACGAAAAACAUUACAUAAAUUUUAGAUAAAUUGUAAUUUAAGAAAGUCUUCAUAUCAAAGCAAAUUUUGUCGAUAUGGAUUCUAAACAUUUAAAAUA
Molecule: messenger RNA, 3088 nt
Organism: Apis mellifera (honey bee)
Lineage: Eukaryota; Metazoa; Arthropoda; Insecta; Hymenoptera; Apidae
Gene: DIP-lambda
Product: lachesin
Exons: 10
Coding region: 921-2237 (438 amino acids)
Cellular component (GO): neuron projection
Source: RefSeq, a predicted model, not a curated record